Camellia sinensis is the source of this 1148-nucleotide messenger RNA. It is a transcript of the gene NUDX23, whose product is annotated as nudix hydrolase homolog 23. Gene Ontology annotation, molecular function: hydrolase activity. The record is from RefSeq and is a predicted model, not a curated record. NCBI's taxonomy places the organism in Eukaryota, Viridiplantae, Streptophyta, Magnoliopsida, Ericales, Theaceae.
ACAAAAAAAGUUGGAACAACUUUGUUGGAUCUGAUUGGCUGGUUUUACAGCCUUAUCUCCAUCUGUCCUCCUCCGAGUUUCCGAGUCGACUCGCCCUACACUGUUUGCCGUUAAUUCUUCUUGGUUGUCGCCUUCUGGUUCUGGGUCGCUGGAUUCAGAGACUCUCUCUCUCUCUCUCUCUCUCUCUCUCUCUCUCUCAUCAUCGAAGUUGAAUUUGGAGAGGGCAUGAAUAGGGCAGUGAGACCAGCAGUACUCAAUUCUCACUCUAACCCUUUUAAUCUCAUGGCCGCCCUCUUUCAUUCCACUCCUAUAUUUGAUCGCAGUAGACCCACCAAUUGGGAUUCUGGUGGAGGUGCUUAUAGAGAUUCAUCCAAGGUUAUGAAUCUUAUGAUGCCCACUUCAUCAGCUCGCAAGGGUCAUUUCCGAUCAUUUCGCGUGUCUCAUACUCGUGCUGAGUCAAACCCAGAUGCAAGUUCUUCAUCGUCAUCUUCUGUUGCGUUUCAGUCAACUGGGAAAACACGGAAGAUCAACUUCUGUCAGCUAUGUGGUGGCCCCACAAAGCAUGAGAUACCUGAUGGGGAGGAGAAGAUGAGACCUAUUUGCACACUUUGUGGGAGAAUUGCCUAUGAGAAUCCCAAAAUGGUUGUAGGUUGCCUCAUUGAACAUGAUAACAAGAUCUUACUCUGCAAGCGGAAAAUCCAACCAUCUUAUGGUCUUUGGACUCUUCCAGCUGGUUACAUGGAGCUUGGUGAGUCUGCUGCUGAAGGGGCAAUUAGAGAAACAUGGGAAGAAGCAAAUGCAGAAGUGGAAGUGAUGUCACCUUUUGCUCAACUCGACAUCCCUUUGAUAGGCCAAACCUAUGUAAUUUUCUUGGCAAAGUUGAAGAGGCCCCACUUUUCACCUGGCCCAGAAUCAUCAGAUUGCCGGCUUUUUUCACUCGAUGACAUUCCUUUCGAUUCUUUGGCAUUUUCGUCAAUGUUGGUUACCUUAAAUUUGUACAUUGAAGAUAGAAAGGUUGGAAGACCCAAGUUUCACUAUGGCACCAUCAAUAAAAGGCCUGGCACAAGCCCUUCUGAUAUUCGUGCCUACACGCUUGAUCAUUAUUUGGAGUCCUGACAAGAUAUGAUUCGUUCGAAAUAUUUCCGUUG